Messenger RNA from Gambusia affinis (western mosquitofish), 4547 nucleotides. RefSeq names its product glypican 4 (gene gpc4). NCBI's taxonomy places the organism in Eukaryota, Metazoa, Chordata, Actinopteri, Cyprinodontiformes, Poeciliidae. The record is from RefSeq and is a predicted model, not a curated record. The coding region runs from base 673 to 2421 and encodes 582 amino acids. Gene Ontology annotation, biological process: cell migration; regulation of signal transduction; regulation of protein localization to membrane. Gene Ontology annotation, cellular component: synapse; extracellular region; cell surface. The transcript is spliced from 8 exons.
UUUUUUUUUUUUUUUUUUUUACUCGCAUCUGGAUCCCAGUACGAGUCGCAAACAGCCCAGCGUCCUGUGCCGCAGAAACCACGGCGUCUUUAAAUUUGGGAAAGAAAGCAAGAAAAGAAGAAGAAGAAGAAAAAAGGGAAGACAGAAGAAACCCAGCUCUCCUCCGGCAACUUUCUGCGGUCUGCUGUCCUCCCGUGGUUUAUUCGUUCGUCGAAGCCGUGAAGCAGUUUGUGUGAGACUGUGAUUGUUGCCUCAAGUUGGAGAGAAAGUUUUUUUUUCAGUUCGCUGUUUUCGCACAUCAGUUUUUGUUUCCCCCCUGUCGAGUCUGGGACUUGAUACCGAACUAAUACCUGUUGCUUUUAAACGUGCGACGUUUUAACAGGGUUUAGACUUUAUUUCCUUUUUUUUUCGGCGUUUUUCUCUCUUCUUUUCUGGCUCCCAAAUUGUUGCUGCAGAGCUGGCCUCGGAGCUGCUGUGAAUGAAGUUUCUGUCGAGCUGAAGAAAUCUCCAUGAGGAAACGCAGCCUGAGAGACGCGCUAACUUUCCCUUAACUAACAAAACACACAAGACACCUGGGAGGCUGUCUACCUAUUCUGAGUUUUAAAUUAAUUUUUUACGGCUUUUAUUAUUUUUGAAAACAUCUUCUUUUUUUCUUUUUUUAAAAACCUUAAAAUGAAGACGCUGUCGGUGCUGUGUGUAGUCUGCACGCUGGCUGUGUUGUCCGUCUCGGCAACCGCGGAGCCAAAGUUGAAAAACUGUAACGAAGUUCGGGAGGCGUUCACCUCCAAAGGCUUUAACAUGAACGAUGCCCCCAACAAAGUAGUCAACGGAGCGCCGCUGAAGGUGUGUCCGCAGGGUUUCACCUGCUGCACGGCCGAGAUGGAGGACAAGCUGAGUCAGCAGAGCCACACGGAGAUCAAAGCCCCCGUGUCCCGGCUUAGCACCAGUCUACAAUCCACCUUCAAACAGAGACACGACCACUUUGACAAGUUCUUCAAGGAGCUCCUGAAAAACUCCCAGACGUCACUGCACAACAUGUUCGUGCGGACUUACGGCAAGAUGUACAUAGAGAACUCCCAGCUGUUCACGGACUUCUUCGCCUCGCUGACCCGCUACUACGUCUCCGGCAGCUCCGCCGUCAACCUGGAUUCCAUGCUGUCGGACUUCUGGGCCGACCUCCUGGAGAGGAUGUUCCGGCUGGUCAACGUCCAGUACGAGUUCAGCGACGCCUACAUGGAGUGCGUGAGCCAGCACACGGAGCAGCUGCAGCCCUUCGGCGACGUUCCGCGCAAGAUGCGGGUCCAGAUGACGCGAGCCUUCGUGGCUGCGCGCACCUUCGUGAGAGGCCUCGCCCUCAUGCCAGACGUGGUGAAUAAGGUGUCCACGGUCAGCGCAUCUCCCAGCUGCGUUCGAGCAGCCAUGAAGAUGUUGUACUGUCCCUACUGCUCCGGCCAAGUGGCCCUGAAGCCCUGCCAGAAUUACUGUCUGAACGUGAUGCGGGGGUGUUUGGCUAACCAGGCUGACCUGGACACGGAGUGGAACAACUUCCUCGAUGCCAUGCUGGGCCUGGCCGACAGGCUCGAAGGGCCCUUCAACUUCGAGUCCGUCAUGGACCCGCUCGACGUCAAGAUCUCCGAGGCCAUCAUGAACAUGCAGGAGAACAGCGUGCAAGUCUCGCAGAGGGUCUUCCAGGGAUGCGGGACGCCCAAACCCAACAAGGCCGUCCGCUCCAAACGGUCAGGGAAGGAAACGGGCUUCACCGGCCGCUUCCGGCCCUACAGUCCAGAAGCGAGACCGACGACCGCGGCUGGGACCAGUUUAGAUCGGCUGGUGAGGAACCGGACAGUGAGCCGCAGCUCUGUGUUUGUCCUGUUGCCUGAAAUGUGCUUCGUUUGCGCCGCACAGACCACGGAAGUGAAGAAGAAGCUGAAACACGCAAAGAAGUUCUGGUCGACAUUGCCGGAGACGGUGUGCGCAGCGGAAAGGACCGCACCUGGCGAUGAGUGCUGGAACGGUACAGCCAAAAGCAGAUACCAAUCGGAUGUGAUUGGCAACGGGCUGGCCAAUCAGGUUUCCAACCCUGAUGUGGAGGUGGACAUUACCAAACCAGAUGUCGUGAUUCGCACCCAGAUUGCAGUCUUAAAGGACAUGACGAACCGGCUGAAAGCGGCGCACAGUGGAAACGACGUGACCUUUGAAUUAGAGGAUGAGGCUAGCGGAGACAGCGAGAGCGGCAGCGGCUGCGACUCCCCGUCGUGCGGCGAGGACGACAUCUACAUCUCCACCUCGCAGAACCCGGAGAAGCCCAGGGUCAAAUCGGUGCAAACAGACUCGUCAUCGGCGUCCUCGCGGGGAGGCCUGGCGCCGGCGCUGGCGCUCUGCGGGCCGGCCCUGGCCCUGCUCGCCCCCCACUGGAGAUAAAGACCAUCAGGACGGGAGAGGAAGAGAAGAUCGACCAGGAUUACAAGAAUGAAGGGGAGCCCUGUCAGAGAGACUUUAAAAAGACUUGCCUUCAGGACCUCAGACUGGGGCGGAUGAGGGAGGGGGGGAGAAACUCUUCUUGAUAUUACAAUAACUUCACUAUUAACUAUUUGUAUGUUUGUAAGGACAUCAGUGUAUGGCAGGUGGAUUUUACGUCUGAAAAAUCCACCUGUUUUACCCCCCCACCUCACAGUUUCAUAAACUUCCUUUAGGUUCUGCUUGCAGCGUUACAAACAUAUAGCAAAUUGUGCCUUUUUUUUUUUUUUUUUUCUGCCCAGCGAUAUCAAUAACAGUCGAUGAUUGGUUGCCUGUAUUGAGACAUCUUCAUAUUUCUGAUGAUGUACUUGCUGUCCAUCACUCGUGGAUCAUUCAUACAACAUGCAAACUGUGAAUUACUCUGGAUAAUCAGCCUAUCAAAUUAUUAUUUUUUUUACUCAAGCACUCAUCACUCAGAAUUACAGGAAGGUGUUGCAAAACAGGUGUUCAACUUCCUCCCGGCAUUCGUGCGUUAUUGUAUGUCAGCGUAUGUAACACCCUAAACCUUCCCUCUUUUUUUAUUUUUUAGUUUUUUUUAGUUCCACACCUUGCACAGCUCAUCUCAUACCUCAUGAAUACUCUCAAUGCAAGCCGGCGAUACGGAGUCAAUCCGGAAGAGCCGGCCCCCGUUUCCCCUGGCAACAGCCCAGAAGAAGGUGGCGAGUCACGCCGCCACCCCCGCUGGUCGAGGUAGCUCAGUUCAUCACAAAGCGGUCCGGCUCUGUAACGGUCCGAGUCGGGAGAAGUCGGAGCAUUUUGGAGUAUCAACCGGAGAACGUUUUGAUUAAAAAAAAAAAAAAACAACCGGGAAGUUUAUUACAGGGUUGUUUUGUUUAUCAUUAUUAUUUGGUAUGAAAGAAUACAUUUGGUACUACGGUAGAUUUUACAAAAUUCUUCCUGCGUCAUUCACUCACCCGUUUAAUCUACCUACUUUAAAAAUCAGUAGCGCAUGCAAAAUGUUAAUGUCUUCAUAUUUUUUUGGUACUUUUUUUCUUUUUUUUUUUGUUAAAGCAAAGACUGUAGAUGUUUUGUAAUUUGCGGCCUAUCCUCGACAUUUCAACCGUAAAAUCCAGCGUUUUGUACAGUAACUUAUGUCUGUAUUUUAACGGGAUUGGAAAAGAAUGAUGCAGUACUAAAUUAAUCAAAACCAGAUGAGCAAAAACAUAGGUUGAAAAAUUAUUUUUAAAUCAAGUUACUACAUGGAUUAAAUGGGUUUGAAUAACAAUUUAGCAAAAAAUUGUUGUUUUUUUUGUUUGUUUUUUUUUCUGGUCUGGAAAAGCUACUUAGGAAAAACGUAAAAUUAGACCAUUUUCCAACUUAACAAUCUUGCUUUUGAAGGAUUUGAUGAAAUCUCUAUGCAACGGAUUGUAAAGUACCGGAGCCUUUAUAAGGAAAAACAGCAAGGCUGCGCUUCAGCUUCAUUUGCCAUUACAUUUCCCAUGUUUUCAUGUUCCGCAAACAUUUCUGCGAGGGUUUUGUGCACGCGUCGGAAGAGCAAAGUUGUCAAAGAAACAUUCGGAGGAAAUGUUUCAGGUGACGAUGGUGAAUGUUUUUUGUUUGCAGGUCAGGGCAGCAGUGGCGGGUUUCUUUUUUUUUCUUCUUCUUCUUUUUUUCUUGUUUGUUUUUCAGCUGGCAGGAAACGGCCCGGCUGCUGGAUGUUUAUUUGAUCCACAGAGAAAUGUCAGUCCCAUGACUGAGAUAAUUAGAAAAGAAAAAGAAAAGUCGAACUUUGACAGCUGUUAGAAAUCCUUCCGCCUGCCUCUGGCCCACAAGAAGAGAAAGGACUCCCUCUCUGAGGAGAGGGUGGCUGACUGACUGACUGACUGAAAUGUAUGAAUGAUGUGUAAAUAGAGAGCAGCCGUUUCUAGAUGUCUCUAAAAGAGGCCUUAACAGUACACCAGAUUUUUACUUGUCAGAGUAAAAAUAAAUGUUAUGGAAGAAAACGAGAUGAGAUAGAUGUUAAAUUGUAAGAGAAAAUGUAUAUUAAACAUUUCUUAGUCUUGUGGAAAUAAAGACUGCCAAUAUUUAAA